AUGAAAUGCUUCAGCAUUACCGAUCUUGUUCAGGAACUGGAUUUGAAUAUUACUUUAAGGAUGAUUAUAGCGUGUCAUAAAGAUACAGAAUUUCAAUGUGCGGAUGGUAGAUGUAUUCCUAGUUCAUGGCGUUGUGAUGGGGACCGGGACUGCACGGAAGAAGAGGAUGAGAAACAUUGCAACUUGUUGACCUGUAGUAACGCGGAAGACUUUCGAUGUUCAGGCGAGUCUUCAGGUUUACCUUUUUAUGCACGCGAAAGUAAAGAACGGUUUGCUCAAUGCAUCCCUAAGUCAUGGGUUUGUGACGGAGAAGCUGACUGUAAAGAUGCUUCUGAUGAGGCGGACUGUGCAAAUGCAAGUUGUUCUGAAGGUCAGUUUGCUUGUGCCGAUUUCAGUGGCAACAAGCAUGUUUGUUUGCCGUCAGACUGGAAGUGUGACGGUAGCAUUGAUUGUCAAGAUGGGACUGACGAGAAAGGCUGUGAGAAUCAGAAGCAAACCUGUGCUGAAGACGAGUUUCUGUGUGAAAAGGGUAUUUGUAUCUACAACCAUUGGAAGUGUGACGGAGAUGACGAUUGCGGAGACGGUAGUGACGAGAAAAAUUGUCCUUCUGAUAAAUGCGAUUCGAGAGAAAAGUUUCAAUGCAAAACUGACAAUAUAUGUAUUCCAACUUCUUGGGUUUGUGAUGAUGAGCACGAUUGUCCGGAUCGUUCCGAUGAAGCCAACUGUGAAAACAACUCACACAAGAAACUUCCUCAUCACUCUGUGAAGUGCCAUGCAAACGAGUUCCAGUGUCGUUCACAGACUCAGUGUAUUAACAAGGUCUGGGUUUGUGAUGGAGAUGAGGACUGUAAUGACGGGUCCGACGAAAAAGAUUGUGUUCUUUCUUUUUUUUUCGAUCGAAUUACUUUUUUUCAUUGUUUAUGGCACAACAUGGUUUGUCACAAAAGGAUGGACUUCAUUUUUUUUUAUCAAGGUUCCCUGCGUGAGUGCAAUGCUAGUGAAAAGGCCUGCGCCAAUGGCCGUUGUAUACCUGCGAAAAAGUGGUGUGAUGAAGUUGAAGACUGUAUCGACGGGUCGGAUGAAAAAAGUUGCGCGGACGAUUUAAAGGGGUCUGGCCACAUAAAAGACUGUGAUCAGUGGCAGUUUAAGUGCCCUAGUUCUCCUCUGCACUGUGUUAAUUAUGAUGACCUUUGCCAGAAGGGUGUUCCCAAUAAUGACUGUGUAGACUCUGUUUGCAAUACGAAUAUCACUUUGUGCAACCCAAAUGCAAACAAAUGCAAGUGUCGUAAAAUCGGUUCGGAAGGGACACUCUGCUACUGCCCUCGAGGUUAUACACAUACUGGAGGAGAAUGUAAAGAUCACGCUCUUUUUUUUUCAUUCCCCAGUAUGACUGCAGAUAUCGAUGAAUGCCAGACUUUUGGCGUGUGUCCCCAGAAAUGCGUGAAUACUGAUGGAGGUUACCGAUGUGAAUGUUAUCCUGGAUACCGUUACAUAACGCGACACUCGUAUUCUGGCGACCUUCGUGUGCAUGUCUGUCGUGCGGUUGGAAGCGAUCCAUUCAUUUUAUUGUCCAAUAGGGCUACUAUUCGCGGUUUUGAUUUACAGCUCAAAAAGUACAGGACUCUAGUUCCGAAUGUGGAAUCAGCUGUCGCAAUGGAUUUCUUGCACAAGAAUGGCACACUGAUAUGGUCAGAUGUUUCUAGCGAAAAAAUUUUUAUUUGCCAGUUAGGGAAAGAUAAAACAUUACAUGAAGUAAAAGAUUGUGGUACCACUGAGAACUUAGUACUUGUUGACAAAGGAGUCGUUACACCUGAUGGAUUAGCUGUUGACUGGGUGCACCAGUUGCUGUUCUGGACAGACACAGGAUUAGAUCAAAUUAAUGUGCUGGACCUCAUUACACGGAAAAGGCGGACGCUCUUUACUGACAAUUUAGACGAGCCUAGGGCUAUCGCCGUCGAUCCCAGUCGUGGUCUCAUUUUCUGGUCAGAUUGGGGGGCAAAGGCUCGGAUUGAGCGAGCCGGUAUGGAUGGUAGUGACAGAAAAAUUAUAGUAAGUGGUGACAAAAUUCAGUGGCCAAAUGGUAUAGCUCUUGAUAUUUUGGAUAAACGCGUUUUCUGGGCUGAUGCGAAAUUGAAAAUUAUUAUGACAUGCGACUACAAUGGGCAAGACAUAAAGCUUGUCCUCAGAUCUCAUGAUCUUCUGCGACACCCUUUUUCUUUGGCUGUAUUUGAAGAUCGUCUUUAUUGGACUGACUGGGACAGUGAUGGAGUAGUUGCAGCAAACAAGUAUACUGGAAAAGAAGUUGAAAAGAUAAUGCGUGGUGUAUCGGGGCCGUUGACAGUGCGAGUAUACCAUGAAGCAGUACAACCGAACCAUCCAAAUAAGUGUUACAGACAUGAGUGCCAUCACCUUUGUUUACCACGGCCGUAUUUGUAUGACGAAAAAGAAGGUGAAAUGUUUCAUUCAAGAAUUCCGUACACUUGUGCUUGCGCGAAUGGAUUUGUAUUCCGUUCUUCUGGCGAGACUUAUUGCAUUAUGAAAGAAGAGUAUGAUACAUGUGGGCUUUUAAUAUCAAUCAAUUUAUUUGGUGUUUCUAGUAAUGUUUCAUUCGUGGUCCUCGUAUUCGCCCUGAUUAACUUUCAAAUAGUUCUCAAGGAUCUGUUUUCUUUUGUGGGAUAUCUGUGGUAUCGUCGACGACCUAAUCGUUUCGUUAUUUUACACGUUGACAACCCUGUUUACAGGAGGACUGUGGAGGAAGUGGAUGCCGAUAUGGAGGCCUUUGCGGACGGGGCUGCCCAACAGAAUGAUUCCCAAAGGGAAGUGAAGUUAGUAUUCGAUGGGGACCAACGGGACCGAGUAGUUCAAAGAGAUCAAAUCCCUUCUACUACGAACCUGACGGAAUCAAUGACUGCUCCCUUGACGUCUUCAAUGGUCUCAUAG
Enterobius vermicularis (human pinworm) is the source of this 2940-nucleotide messenger RNA. Lineage: Eukaryota; Metazoa; Nematoda; Chromadorea; Rhabditida; Oxyuridae. The record is from the annotation of a GenBank genome assembly.